GGACUUAAGAGCAACGUGUAUCACAUGUGGCAAAGUUAACAGGAGGAAGGUUGCUAACUCCAUUCUUUGGUAUGUAGAUUGAUGUUUUUUAUCAACAGAUAACGAGGCUGUGGAGAAAAGAACCAAAGGUGACUGUUGUUAGAGAUGAGGAAUGCAGAGCUCAUCUUCAUCCCAACACCAACUGUUGGUCAUCUUGUUCCGUUUCUUGAAUUUGCUAGGCGUCUCAUUGAGCAGGAUGAUAGAAUCCGUAUCACCUUCCUCUUGAUGAAGCAACAAGGUCAGUCUCAUCUGGAUUCCUAUGUUAAGACAAUUUCCUCGUCUCUGCCGUUUGUUAGAUUUAUUGAUGUCCCUGAGUUAGAGGAGAAACCAACACUUGGUACACAGUCUGUGGAAGCCUAUGUGUACGAUUUUAUUGAAACAAAUGUCCCUCUUGUGCAAAAUAUAAUCAUGGGUAUCCUAUCUUCUCCUGCAUUUGAUGGAGUUACGGUCAAGGGAUUCGUUGCUGAUUUUUUCUGUCUCCCGAUGAUUGAUGUUGCAAAAGAUGCAAGUCUUCCUUUUUAUGUGUUCUUGACUUCAAAUUCCGGAUUCCUAGCUAUGAUGCAGUAUCUGGCAUAUGGACAUAAGAAAGAUACCUCAGUUUUUGCAAGAAACUCUGAAGAAAUGUUGUCAAUUCCUGGAUUUGUAAACCCUGUCCCAGCCAAAGUACUGCCGUCAGCUCUGUUUAUUGAGGAUGGUUAUGAUGCUGACGUUAAACUGGCUAUAUUGUUUACAAAGGCUAAUGGAAUCCUAGUGAAUACCUCCUUUGAUAUUGAGCCUACCUCUCUGAAUCAUUUUCUUGGAGAAGAGAAUUACCCUUCUGUUUAUGCUGUUGGCCCCAUAUUUAACCCGAAGGCCCAUCCUCAUCCAGAUCAAGACCUCGCCUGUUGUGACGAGUCGAUGAAAUGGCUUGAUGCUCAACCCGAGGCAUCAGUUGUAUUCCUUUGUUUUGGGAGUAUGGGUAGCUUAAGAGGUCCUCUAGUGAAGGAAAUAGCACAUGGACUUGAGCUAUGUCAGUAUAGAUUCCUCUGGUCACUCCGCACAGAAGAAGUGACAAAUGAUGAUCUUUUGCCAGAGGGAUUCAUGGACCGUGUCAGUGGACGGGGAAUGAUAUGCGGUUGGUCUCCUCAGGUGGAAAUACUGGCCCAUAAAGCAGUGGGAGGUUUUGUUUCUCAUUGUGGAUGGAACUCAAUAGUAGAGAGUUUAUGGUUUGGUGUGCCAAUUGUGACAUGGCCAAUGUAUGCAGAGCAACAGCUCAAUGCGUUUCUGAUGGUGAAGGAACUGAAGCUCGCAGUGGAGCUGAAACUCGAUUAUAGUGUACAUAGUGGUGAGAUUGUAAGUGCAAACGAGAUAGAGACAGCGAUUUCUUGUGUAAUGAACAAGGAUAAUAAUGUUGUGAGGAAACGAGUGAUGGAUAUCUCGCAGAUGAUCCAGAGAGCUACGAAGAAUGGUGGAUCUUCGUUUGCCGCAAUUGAGAAAUUCAUACAUGACGUGAUAGGAACCAGGACUUAGCCUUUCUUAUCGGAUUCUCCAUAAACUGUAACCUGAUUAUGCAACAGUCCUUUGAAUCUGCUUUGUUUCUAAUAUUUUUUUCUAUUCUUUUGUCAUCAGCUUUGCUUUUAACUUUGUCUGUGUUGAUUCCUUUAUCUACCAAGCUGUGAGUUUCUUUGUUAGCCAAUGCUGCAUUUCUUCUGUUAUGGAUUUUGUUCAAAAUUGGGUACAUCUCUUAUUCUUU
Molecule: messenger RNA, 1771 nt
Organism: Arabidopsis thaliana (thale cress)
Lineage: Eukaryota; Viridiplantae; Streptophyta; Magnoliopsida; Brassicales; Brassicaceae
Product: UDP-Glycosyltransferase superfamily protein
Exons: 1
Coding region: 145-1548 (467 amino acids)
Molecular function (GO): UDP-glycosyltransferase activity; UDP-glucosyltransferase activity
Source: RefSeq, marked reviewed